CGUUUCCUUUUUACCAAAACAAAUUUUAAAAUGGAAAGUUAUUCAGAAAUCAACAAGCCACACAUCAUUGAUCUUAACGCUAAGAUUAGAGAAAUGAUUGAAGAAACAGCAGAAAUCUUGGUCAAAGAAGAAAAGGUCACCAAGGCAGAGGCUGAGGCCUCGAUUGGCUUUCAUUAUACGGCAACCUCUUUGAUUUUAGUCAAACGUAAAAGCCCUUACAAUAUUUUUACUGAAAUGUUGGCCGCCGAAGAGAAAGCCGACUAUUCCUCUGGCGAUCAACCUCAAGAGGCCUACCAAUUGUACCAGACACUUGGACCGGAAGACAAGGCUGAAAUUGUGAAGAGUGCUCGGAUCGACUCUAAUUUGAGUGAGGACGAGAUGCAUUUGCGUCAUUCUCGGGUACUCAGUUCCUUCCGAGAACACUUGGCCGCCUACAAUACCAUUUGUGGUUCAAACUUCUUGCUGCUCUCUGUCCGAUUGAAGCCCACUAGUUCGGAAGAUGGCUUCCCAUCUCCUGUGUUGAACUUUUUCUCUGCUGGAAUUGCCCAAAGGGCUAGUAAAAAAGUUCACGACCAGAGCGCUAAUCUUAUUAGAAAAGAGUACAGGGAGAGACUUCUGAAGAUGUACCAACAACAUCCUGGUACGGAAAAUGAAAAAGCCUGUCCCUACAAAAAGGUUUGUGAUGGAACUGCUGACUUGGUCAUGCGUGGUUUUCCCCGGGACAUCCCUAUAAAGCACGCUUCAGAGCAAACAAUUUGCAACAUGAAGACUGUUCUGAGAGCCGUAAAGGGAAACAAAAUUUCAUUAACUCUUCCGCAGGAGAGAAUGGAAGAACCUCCAAACCCUGAUGCGGAGCAUUAAACGUAAAUGUUUU
Molecule: messenger RNA, 874 nt
Organism: Mucor mucedo
Lineage: Eukaryota; Fungi; Mucoromycota; Mucoromycetes; Mucorales; Mucoraceae
Exons: 5
Coding region: 31-861 (276 amino acids)
Source: RefSeq, a predicted model, not a curated record